ACAACAGAGUGGAAACAGCGGAUCCAAUCUGGCAACCCUGCUGGAGAUAACAAGAACACCGACCGGGAAAAGGGGCCAACAUCCAGUUUUUAAAGUCCCCAAAGUCGCGGAUUUCUUCCAUCACAUAUCGGAUUUACUGGCGAAAGCUCAACCCGAGACGACUUUAUUUAAGGGGAAGUUGUUUGUUUUUCAGCUCGGAGUGUUUUUGGAGAGUUUUUAGCCAUCCCUUUUCCCGACGUUUCCUUUUGGAUCAUUACAGCGAGCUGCUUUUCUUCUUCUGGACGGAGCCAGUGAUGUGGCUCAAGAGCUCCCGAUAAAACUCCACUGUUAGAUAGAAAUAUUUCCAUUUUUCACAUUUUGAGGUUUUUCUUUGGGAUUUUUGUGCCUUAAGUCCCACUUUUCCGCAUCUCCAAGUACAAGAGAAACACUUUAAAAGGCCCAAACCCGGUGUUUGGUCUGGCUUUUAACGGUAGUUAGCGCGCGAGCGAGCUGGCUAAGCUUGGAGCUAACACGGUGCUAAUUUAGCUUUGUGAUAAGAUUAUGAUCAUUUUUCUAUAACAGUAUUUAUACGACCAUUUAUACAAUGGUUUUUUAGAGCACAGCUAAUAUAAAGUGUUAGUUUAUUUUAUUUUCUGUCAUUUUUUGUUGGAGUUUUUAGCUGGUCAGUUAUGUAUUCUUCUUAAAGCUGGUAGUAAGGCGAGCUAACUAGUUUAGCAUUUGGAGAAUAAUGGCACUCUGGAGUGAUUGAGGCCCUUUUCCUAUGUUUUCUUUUUUUUGGAUCCAUUUCUAAAGUCCGUUCAAUGGAUUCGGUGUGUUUUUGGAUGGAUUGGAGGAGGACAACCUGCAACUGAAACUGCAUUAGAAAACUCAACCUGCUGAUUUUAGGGUCUGAUUUUGAGAUCUGAAUUCAUCUUCCAAACACUGGCUGAAAAACCCACAUCAGUGCUGCAAAGAUGAUGUGCGAGGUGAUGCCCACCAUCAGCGAGGCGGAGGUGGGGAGUAAUGGAGGGGGGCGGGGCUCUGGGUCUCCUCUCCAAUCGGAUUCUGAGGGACAUUUCGAGUCUCUGAUGGUGUCCAUGCUGGAGGAGAGGGACAGGCUCCUGGACACGCUGAGAGAGACGCAGGAGAAUCUGGGACUGACGCAGGGCAAACUGCAGGAGGUCAGCCACGAGCGAGACGCCCUGCAGAGGCAGCUCAACUCCGCCCUGCCUCAGGAGUUUGCAGCACUGACUAAGGAGGUGAAUAUGUGCAGGGAGCAGCUGCUAGAGAGAGAAGAAGAAAUUGCCGAGCUAAAGGCCGAGAGAAACAACACACGACUGCUGCUGGAGCAUUUGGAGUGUUUGGUGUCUCGUCACGAGCGCUCCCUCAGGAUGACGGUGGUGAAGCGUCAGGCUCAGAGCCCAGCCGGAGUCUCCAGUGAAGUGGAAGUUCUCAAAGCCCUAAAAUCCCUGUUUGAGCAUCAUAAAGCCCUGGAUGAGAAGGUGAGGGAGAGAUUGCGCGUUGCUCUGGAAAGGUGCAGCGCGUUGGAGGAGCAGUUAACAGCUUCUCAUAAAGAGAAUGCCUUACUACGAGAGCAGAACAAUCAGAAGAAAUUGUUCAUCGAUGGCACAGCAGAAAUCAACCACAACUCUGAAAGCACACCCAGCACCAAUGGCAAGAGGUCAUCAGAUGGAUCUCUGGGUCCUGACGAGGAGGUGGGAAAGGUGUCAGAGCUGCAGGAGGUGAUGGACAGACAGAGCAAAGAGCUGCUGCAGAUGAAGGAGCGUGUCGUUUCCCUCAGCAGCAGAGUGAGCGAGCUGGAGGAGGAUCUGGACACAGCCCGGAAAGACCUCAUCAAGUCAGAGGACAUGAACACUCGCCUCCAAAGGGACAUACGAGAGUCUCUCGCUCAGAAGGAUGACAUGGAGGAGAGGAUAACGACACUAGAGAAACGCUACCUGGCAGCUCAGAGAGAAGCAACAUCUGUCCACGACCUGAACGACAAACUCGAGAACGAACUUGCCAACAAGGAGUCUCUCUUCCGCCAGACGGAGGAGAAGAACAGGCAGCUGCAGGAGCGGCUCGAGCUCGCCGAGCAGAAACUCCAGCAGACCAUCCGCAAGGCCGAGACGCUUCCCGAGGUGGAGGCGGAGCUUGCUCAAAGAGUCGCUGCCCUCAGCAAGUCUGAUCGUUCUGUGUGCUGUGCCUCUAAGGAUACUAAGGAGACUAAAGCGCAGAGGAAGGCUGAGGAAAGGCACGGCAACGUGGAGGAGCGCCUGCGACAGAUGGAGGCUCAGCUGGAGGAGAAAAACCAGGAACUGCUCAGGGCUCGUCAGCGUGAGAAGAUGAACGAAGAGCACAACAAGCGUUUGUCUGAGACGGUGGAUAAACUUCUCUCCGAGUCCAACGAGAGACUUCAGCUGCAUCUAAAGGAGAGAAUGGCUGCGCUGGAGGACAAGAACGCCCUCAUCCGUGAGCUGGAGCACACGAAGAAACUGAUUGAAGAGUCUCAUCAUGAAAAGGAGCAGCUCCUGAUCCAGAUUGAGACAAUGCGAUCAGAGAACGAUCAAGAUCGCAGCAGGAGUAACUCUUUGCUGCACCAGGGGCGCUCUCACAUGGGCAGCACGCCAGACUUCAGGUACCCAGUCUCUGCGUCCUCCAUGAUUGACAGCCAUUCUGACCAGUACAGCAGCUCACUGGUGCUGAGGCGACCUCAGAAGGGCCGGGCUGCUGCUCUACGAGACGAGCCCUCCAAGGUGCAGACCCUGAACGAGCAGGAAUGGGAGCGCGUGCAGCAGGCCAACGUGUUGGCCAAAGUGGCGUACGCGUUUGAGAGUGACAUGGACGUGUCUGAUUUGGAGGAUGACCGAGAGACGAUUUUCAGUUCAGUGGACCUGCUGUCCCCUGCUGGACAGACAGAUGCACAAACACUUGCUCUAAUGCUGCAAGAGCAGCUUGAUGCCAUCAACAAUGAGAUUAGAAUGAUUCAGGAGGAGAAGGAGAACACGGCGCUGCGAGCUGAAGAGAUCGAGUCGAGAGUCGGGAGCGGUGAAAGUCUCGGCUCCCGGUUCCGCUCCAUGAGCUCGAUACCGCCCUCAUACGGUUCCCCCCACCCCGGCUCAGCACAUUCUGGCUCCUCCCCUCCAGGUUCAGGUCACUCCACCCCUCGGCGAGUUCCGAGCAGAGAGAUCGACCGCAUGGGAGUCAUGACCCUGCCUAGUGAUUUGCGGAAGCAUCGUAGGAAGCCUGCGCAGGACGACAAAGCGUCUAUCAGAUGUGAGACAUCACCUCCGUCUACUCCUCGCUCAACGAGGCUCAAUAAAGGAGGGCAUGCUGCCAGUCACGAGGACAUCCGAGACAUCCGAAGUAUUUCUGCAAUGCAGGACGGACAGGGCAGUAACCCCAGCAGCAGUAACAGUAGUCAGGACUCCCUCAAUAAAACCGCCAAGAAGAAAAGCAUCAAGUCUUCCAUCGGCCGUUUCUUUGGCAAAAAGGAGAAAGGAAGGCCAAGUCUUCCAGGAAAAGACUCCUCCAGCCAAGGAGGUACUCCAGAGGGAGAAGCUUCCCAGGAUUCAGUGGGGCUGGGCAAACUCGGAGGCCCUGGUGAAAAGAACAGGAAGCUGCAGAAGAAGCAUGAAUUGCUGGAAGAAGCCCGUAGGCAGGGGCUUCCUUUCGCCCAGUGGGAUGGACCUACUGUAGUUGUCUGGCUGGAGCUGUGGGUGGGAAUGCCAGCGUGGUACGUGGCAGCCUGCCGUGCCAACGUGAAGAGCGGAGCCAUCAUGUCUGCUCUAUCAGACACCGAGAUCCAAAGAGAGAUCGGCAUCAGUAACCCACUGCAUCGCCUCAAACUGCGCCUCGCCAUCCAGGAAAUCAUGUCAUUAACCAGCCCUUCGGCUCCGCCUACUUCCAGAACGUCCACGGGGAAUGUGUGGGUUACGCAUGAGGAGAUGGAGAGCCUGGCAGCUACACCACCCACGGAGGAUGACGAGGGCAGCUGGGCCCAGACUCUCGCUUAUGGAGACAUGAACCACGAGUGGAUCGGGAACGAGUGGUUGCCCAGCCUGGGUUUGCCUCAGUACCGCAGUUACUUCAUGGAGUCGCUAGUGGACGCACGUAUGCUGGACCAUCUAACCAAGAAAGAUCUGCGUGGUCAGCUAAAGAUGGUGGACAGCUUCCACAGAAACAGUUUCCAGUGUGGGGUGAUGUGUUUGAGGAGGCUAAAUUAUGACCGGAAAGAGCUUGAGAAAAGACGAGAGGAAUCCCAGAUGGAGGUUAAAGAUGUUCUAGUGUGGAGUAACGAGCGUUUGAUUAAAUGGGUGCAGUUUAUUGGGUUGAAGGAAUAUGCACACAACCUGCAGGAGAGUGGUGUGCAUGGAGCGCUAGUGGCCCUCGAUGAAACAUUUGAUCACAACACACUCGCCCUGCUGCUGCAGAUCCCCACUCAGAGCACACAGGCAAGAUCACUUCUGGAGCGAGAAUACAAUAACCUGCUUGCUAUGGGAACAGAGCGGAAACUAGAGGAGGAUGAUGAUAAGAAUUUCAGACGAGCUCCCUCCUGGAGGAAGAAGUUUCGGCCCAAAGAUGUCCGUGGCUUCAGCUCCGAUACACUGCCCGCUAACUUCAGAGUGACCAACAGCACAUCCACUUCACCUGCCAUACAGCCAAAGAAACACCAGCUGGACGGGAGUGUGAGUGGCGUUCAGAGGCUCGACUCUGCUACAAUCCGAACGUAUUCCUGCUAACCCAAAGCCAGGUUUAUGCUCAUUAUCUCUAUAGGUGAAGUCUCUGAAGACGAGGCGUCCCCUUCAGGCUGGGAGUGUAAUGCACAAGAACUCUGAGAUCUUGGAGGGUUUAUCAUGACGUCUCUGCCGUAGAGGACAUAUUUUAGAUUUAUGGAUUAUUCUAUUUAUGGGACAUUUCAUUUAUUUAGUUAUGUUUAUGCAUCAUUUGCCUUUCUCCUCCUCCUUUUUUCAUAUAAUGUUUAACUCUUUCAGGUGUAACGGAAUGUAUUACAGAUCUGAAGUUUGUACAUUUCUAUCUAAUCUAAUCUUUUUUUUUUUUUUUUUUAUAAUCUUCAUCUCCUUAAUUGUCCAUAUCUUUGGUUUGUGAUGACGAAACCUGAGCUGAAUCUGAUUUUGUGACUGACGUGAUUUUAUUUCAUCCCCUACUUCUGUUCUUAAAAUCCUUUUGGCUGUUGAUUUUAUGAUGUAUUAUGUGAAUAUCAGAAUUGGUGCAUAUCUUAGAGCAUUUGUUCCACAGACUGUAUGGAACUUAUUAUUAUUAUUAUUAAUAUUAUUAUUAUUAUUUCCCCCCCUGUCUCUUUUCCUCUUUCUCUUGUGUGAUACCAAAACAUGUGAUAAGCCAUACACGGUAGCAACGACGAGGGCUACUUUCGGAUGCAUCUUUCAGCAGUCGCCUUUUCCAUAUGCUGAAUCUCUCCAUUCCUUUUCUCCUGCACAUGAGACACGCAUGAAGGACGUGUGCUUAGGUGUGUAUAGGUGUGUGUGUGCGCGUGUGUGUGAUGGGUGUGUGUGUGUGUGCAUGCUUGUUCUCCGCUGGACCAACCUCACUGUGGCCUAAGCUCUAACUGCAGUGUCCGAAAAUGGCGCGAUUUGACCCUCCGGCUAAACUCUACAUCUGAUUAAGCCUUACUUCCUCCCUCUGUUUUUAUUUAUUCUGCUUCUCCUUGUGUGAUCAUGGCCUUUUACACUUCUCAUGAGUCAUAUCAAACAUAAAGGCUGGACUGUAUUAUAACUUUAGGGAGUCAUAUUUUUGACCCAACAAACACUUCAAGUUCGUACCCUUUCUUUUGUCUUUUUUUGUGGUUUUAAGGCUCUUAUGCACAAUUCCAAUCAUGUGUUCUUCUCUCCAUUGUUAAAAAAUCUCUGAUCUUGUAACAGAAAUGCUGUACAGUCUGAGUACUUAUGAACUAUUUUUUAUCACAGUAUUAUUUAUUGCUUCCUUUCAAUAAAAAAUACUGAUCCCUAUUUUCCACUGCCAAUAAAAAGACUAAGUCUUUGCUUUAAAAAAUA
Molecule: messenger RNA, 6011 nt
Organism: Pangasianodon hypophthalmus (striped catfish)
Lineage: Eukaryota; Metazoa; Chordata; Actinopteri; Siluriformes; Pangasiidae
Gene: ppfia1
Product: PTPRF interacting protein alpha 1
Exons: 32
Coding region: 954-4721 (1255 amino acids)
Biological process (GO): synapse organization
Cellular component (GO): presynaptic active zone
Molecular function (GO): protein binding
Source: RefSeq, a predicted model, not a curated record